CAAAAUCCCAAUUGCAAAUGUCAUCUUUGAUGCAGAAAAACCAAAUGAAAUGUCUCGUUUUUUUUAACCCGCUUCUCAAUUGUUGCUAAAAAUAUAGAUAUUUAAUUUAAGUCCUGCGUCUCAUCUAUAAAAACUCGCCUCGUCAUACCCAUCAUGUCUGUCACUUCCUGUAACACGUCUUCAUACAUUAGCGCAGUGUACUUGUGCAUGUGUGUUUUGUUGUCAUUUUGUGUGCAAAUUGACUUCUAACCUCUCUGUGUGGCAUGUUUCUUUGUUUGUGUGUGUGUGUGUUAUCUUCUGUGUCUGUCUCACUGUCCUGCAUAUAUGUAUGUAUGUGUGUGUAUAUGUGCGUGUGUGGGUGUGUUUAGUCCCAUCUCACCCUUUCUUUCCAUCAGGACUCUCUUCUGAACAAAGCUCCUAGCAAGCCGUUCCCCGAGGAGCCCACAGACUGUGACUCUGCGCUCUCCAUGCUGUUCACUGAAGAGUGUGAUAAAGUGCGGGACCUGAUGCAUGUUCACUCGUUCAGCUAUGAUUUCCACCUGCGGGUGGUGCACCAGUAUCUGCUUGGGUGUCACAUGACCCUCCGUCAGGGAUAUCAGCUGACCGGCUUCCUGGAGGAUUUUAUCGCUCAUCACCCAGACAUACCCAAGUUCGGACGCAACCACGUUUUCCAGGGGAGUUUCUCGAUAUCGACAGGGAUGAUCACGGCUCAUCAGCUGUACAACUAUAUCACUGAUCACGCUGGGACUUACGGCAUGAAGCCGCUACGCAUGUCCAAGGCUGCAGUGUCCUCUGAGAACAGGAAGGGGGCGCCAAGUGCAGAUCUGCAUGAGUAUGCGCUCGUUGCUCUCUGGAACAGCUCUGGCUCGUUUAAAGAUCUGGAGGGUUUACGUCAUCAUGAUGAUUUUGACGUGUCUCUGCUGGUGUGUCAUAAUGCAGCUCCAUUUGAGGAGCAGACUGAAGGAGAGAGACACCUGCUCAGGUUGCGCUUUUACGUGAUCAUGACAAGUCAGCGCGAGCUCUUCCCUCGUCUGACCGCAGACAUGCGCAGAUUCAAGAAGCUCCCUCCGAUCCACCGUGAGGCCGGAGAGUCCAGUGGCCGCACGCCAGCGGAGCGCUCUGAGACGCCGGAGCCUGAGCUGGAGCUGUGGGAGGACACCAGUGACUCUGAGCCCACAGAUGCAGAUGCAGACGCAGACGCACACUUCUACCUGUGUCCGCUGUUCCCUCUGCUCAGCUCUGAGGUGUCGUCUGCGCGCCGGCAGAUCCAGGGCAGCGUGGAGCAGGCCAUGGCUCACUGCCGCCGGGAUAACCUUUGGAGGAGACUCUUCCACGGGGAACACCUUGCUCUGGACAAGCUCAAACUCAGCAAACUGACCUUCGCGGAGCUGGAGGAGCUGCUGGACGCCGUGCAGAGCCGCUCAGUGGGAGAGAUCGACCCACAACUGGACUGCUUUCUGAACAUGAGUCCCGCCUGGUAUCAGAGUCUCAUCAAAGUUCUGCUCUCGCGUUUCCCACAAAACUGCAGGCAUUUUAAAGAUGACAGCGGCGUACAGUAUCUGGCCGUCCUCAACCAGAAGUUCACAGACUGUUUUGUGCUCGUCUUCCUGGACACACAAGCUGGAAAAACUAGUCUGAAGGUGGUUUUCCGGGAGCCGUUGCCAGCGCAGACGCAGUCGAGCAGCAGUCCUCCACCGCAACUGGUCUCCAUGUACCAUCAUCUAGAGUCGGUCAUCAACACGGCCUGCUAUAACCUGUGGACGGGCCUGCUGUGACACUGCAAACAGUGCUUUUCCGACUUACAGUAUUUAUCUUCUAUCUAAAAGCUCUUAAAUCAAGGAGCAUUUUCUGAAUUAGUCGAGAGAAUGAAAACACACAGCUUUUCUUACUUCGAUUUGUCUGGUGUCUAGUCCAAAUAUAUGAAUACUCUUAAAUCAAGAAGCUUUUUCUGGACAAGCAAAACACUUCAGAUUUGAAUAUUAUUGAGGAGUUCAAUUAAUGAUUGAUUUAAAAACACCAACAAAACCACCAGUACACUGCAAAAAAUGCUUUUCUUACUUAGAUUUUUCGACUGGUUUC
Molecule: messenger RNA, 2079 nt
Organism: Danio rerio (zebrafish)
Lineage: Eukaryota; Metazoa; Chordata; Actinopteri; Cypriniformes; Danionidae
Source: RefSeq, a predicted model, not a curated record